Cebus imitator (Panamanian white-faced capuchin) is the source of this 1169-nucleotide messenger RNA. RefSeq lists its product as uncharacterized. Gene Ontology annotation, molecular function: RNA ligase (ATP) activity. Lineage: Eukaryota; Metazoa; Chordata; Mammalia; Primates; Cebidae. The transcript has a single exon. The record is from RefSeq and is a predicted model, not a curated record. Gene Ontology annotation, biological process: response to reactive oxygen species.
CCCGCCCCUAGCUGGGGCUUGGCAUGGUUGGGGCGCCGCGGCGGUGGCUGGGCUCGGAGUGUGAGUGGCCUAGCGCCGCGUGUGACAGCUGCAGGGCUUAUCCCCUCCUAAACUGGACACCGUUCGAAAGCGCGCCCUCCACUCGCACUGCUUGUUGGGCUCAUCAUGAAGCGCUUGGGCUCCGUGCAGCGGAAAAUGCCGUGUGUGUUUGUGACGGAGGUGAAAGAGGAGCCUUCCGCCAAAAGGGAUCAUCAGCCAUUUAAAGUUUCGGCAACUGAAACUAUAAGUCACAAGGCAUUAGAUGCAGAUAUAUACAGUGCAAUUCCAACAGAAAAAGUGGAUGGAACAUGUUGUUAUGUUACUACCUAUAAAGAUCAACCAUACCUUUGGGCCCGACUAGAUAGAAAACCCAACAAACAAGCUGAAAAAAGAUUUUAAAAUUUUCUGCAUUCAAAAGGAAACCCAAAAGAAGUUUUUUGGAACGUUGAGGAGGACUUCAAACCAGCUGCAGAGUGCUGGAUACCAGCAAAGGAAAUAGAACAAAUGAAUGGAAACCCAGAGCCUGAUGAAAAUGGACACAUUCCUGGUUGGGUACCAGUAGAAAAAAACAACAAACGGUAUUGCUGGCACUCCUCUGUAGUUAAUUAUGAAUUUGAAAUUGCCCUGGUACUAAAACAUCAUCCUGAUGAUUCUGGACUUUUGGAAAUUAGUGCAGUGCCACUAUCAGAUCUCUUAGAACAAACACUGGAGCUCAUAGGAACAAAUAUCAGUGGAAACCCAUAUGGGUUAGGGAGCAAGAAACAUCCAUUACAUCUUCUUAUACCACAUGGAGCAUUUCAAAUAAGAAAUUUACCUUCAUUGAAGCACAAUCGUCUCUUGUCCUGGUUUGAAGGUUGCAAAGAGGGUAAAAUUGAAGGAAUAGUAUGGCAUUGCAGUGACGGCUGUUUAAUAAAGGUCCAUCGCCAUCAUCUUGGCUUAUGCUGGCCAAUUCCAGAUACUUACAUGAAUUCAAGACCAGUUAUUAUCAACAUGAACCUGAACAAAUGUGACUCUGCCUUCAAUAUUAAGUGUUUAUUUAAUCAUUUUUCAAAAAUAGAUAAUCAGAAAUUUGCCAGACUCAAAGAUAUAAUAUUUGAUGUAUAAAAUGCAAAUAAAAUAAGUUUAUUAUC